CUCGUCUGUGUCCCUCUCAAAACCACUCGUUCACAACCAAAGAAUAAAGAGAAAAUGAUGAGAAUCGCUGCAAGCGCGAAGAGACUUCUUCCAACGCCGUCGUUGGAGGUGUCACCGGUGGGAGUUAGGGUUCUGCCGCGCCUCUACCACGAGAGGGUGGUGGACCACUACGACAACCCCCGCAAUGUUGGAUCCUUCGACAAGAACGACCCCACUGUGGGAACUGGUCUUGUCGGGGCACCCGCGUGUGGCGACGUAAUGAAACUCCAAAUUAAGGUUGACGAGAAAACUGGAAAGAUCGUCGAUGCUCGCUUCAAAACCUUCGGUUGUGGAUCCGCCAUUGCUUCUUCCUCCGUCGCUACUGAAUGGGUGAAGGGAAAGCAAAUGGAGGAAGUUCUGUCAAUUAAAAACACUGAAAUUGCGAAGCAUCUUUCACUUCCACCCGUCAAGCUUCAUUGCAGCAUGCUUGCAGAGGAUGCCAUAAAAGCAGCUGUUAAGGAUUAUGAAGCUAAACGUGCCUCAGCAACUACUGAUGAGCAGGGAACAACUUCAGAGAAAACUGCCACUGCUUGACAUUCUUGCAUUUCUGAAUUGUAUGAUGAUGAAAACAGCCAUUGCUAUGGCUUUUAGACGACAGAGUGAAUGGAAAUUGUAUGAACAUCUUGAGGUCAGAUAUGUUUGGUUGGAGCUAGUUGUAGUAUUUGAAUUGUCCUAAUGUGAAGUAAAUACUUGUUUCCCAGGAUGUAGUUUGUCAUCUGUUUUGAGAAGCUAAAUUAUAUUUUUACUAAAAAAUAUGUACAUGUAAUAAAAUAAAGCUAUGAUGUUGUGUUGAA
Messenger RNA from Vigna umbellata (rice bean), 833 nucleotides. Its product is annotated as iron-sulfur cluster assembly protein 1-like. Gene Ontology annotation, molecular function: iron-sulfur cluster binding; iron ion binding. Gene Ontology annotation, biological process: iron-sulfur cluster assembly. The record is from RefSeq and is a predicted model, not a curated record. Lineage: Eukaryota; Viridiplantae; Streptophyta; Magnoliopsida; Fabales; Fabaceae.